AUGUCCCUACCCAGGAACCUAACUCCUGGCGGGUGGGCGGAGUUCCAAGACUGGAGUUUGAUGCUCGACUCAGACGACGGGUCCCUCAACAAUACCCAGACACACCGAUGGGCCACCCUAUUCAUGGAAGCUUGCGCGAACCUCGGCCGAGACGGGGCUCCUGGACCAAAAUUGAAUACAUGGGUGAAAGACCAUGGCUUUCAAAACGUCGAGCAUCGACACUACAAGAUUCCCAUCGGGCCUUGGGCAAAGGAUCCUUUGCUCAAGGACAUUGGCAUGUGCAAUCUUAUUCAGAUGUUCGAAGGGCUCGACGCAUUCACUCUGAAGCUCUUCUGCACCGCACUAGAUUGGACUAGGGAGGAGGCGCUCGUGUUGCUUUCGCAGGUCCGCCAGGAAAUGAAGGCUUGCAAGUCUCACGUCUACCUACCCUUCCACGUUGUCUACGGGCAGAAGCCUGAGUAA
This is a messenger RNA of Colletotrichum fioriniae, 462 nucleotides long. The record is from RefSeq and is a predicted model, not a curated record. NCBI's taxonomy places the organism in Eukaryota, Fungi, Ascomycota, Sordariomycetes, Glomerellales, Glomerellaceae.